Nerophis lumbriciformis (worm pipefish) is the source of this 1332-nucleotide messenger RNA. Lineage: Eukaryota; Metazoa; Chordata; Actinopteri; Syngnathiformes; Syngnathidae. The record is from RefSeq and is a predicted model, not a curated record.
AUGGAACCCGAUCCCUCGGUGACACUACUGAACUACUUCUGCAAACUGGGUUUCCCCAAAGCGCAGGUCCAAGCCGCUCUGGAGAAGUACGGCCCCGACACGGACACGGAUACGGUUUUAGCAGAGCUGGUUCGGAUGAACGCCGACGCCAGGUCUGGAACGGAGCCCGUCACCACCGUGUCGGUGUUGCUUACCAACCCCUGGACCGCCGAGCCCACCGUGACUUUGCCGCUGGCUCAGAGGGGCGAGGAGGGCGGCGGGGAUAAAGACGUUUUGAGGCCAAUCGUCAUAGAUGGGAGUAACGUGGCUAUGAGCCACGGAAACAAAGAAGUAUUCUCUUGUAAGGGAAUACAGUUGGCCGUGGACUUCUUCCUGGAUCGAGGCCACACAGCCAUCACUGUUUUUGUUCCUUCUUGGAGGAAAGAGCAGCCCAGACCCAAUGUACCAAUCUCAGAUCAGAAGAUUUUGGAAGUUUUGGAAAAGAAGAAGUACCUGACGUUCACGCCGUCGCGCUGGGUGGACAAUAAACGGGUGGUGUGCAACGACGACAAGUUCAUCGUAGAGCUAGCCUUCGAAACGGGCGGCGUCAUCGUGUCCAACGAUAUGUACCGCGACCUGCAGGUGGACAAGCCCGAGUGGAAGCGGUGCAUCAAUGAGAGGCUGCUCAUGUACUCGUUUGUUAAUGACAGGUUCAUGGUUCCUGACGAUCCGCUCGGCCGAGACGGACCAACCUUGGAGAACUUUUUGCGUUGGAUUCCGAAGACGACGAAAAAAAUGGCUUGCCCUUAUGGGAAGAAAUGCACCUUCGGACUCAAAUGUAAAUACUUCCAUCCCGAGCGAGCUUAUCAGCCCAACUGCUUGCUCGCCGACAGUCUUCGAGAGGAAGCAAAGCGCUCCUCCGCGGCUUCUGACUCCUCCAGAAGUCUGGUCGGUGUCCAAAACUUUGUUCAGGUGGAAGAGGCGAGGAAAUUGUCGCUGGAACUUGAGAAAAGCUCCUUAAAGAAAGACAAAGUGAGUCCCUGCUCCAAGCAGAAGAAGAAGAACAACUCUGGCAAGAACAGUCUGUCAUCUUCAGAGCAUGGUUCCUAUAAACAGCUAGACUCUGGUGUGUGUUCUAUGGAAACCCCAUCGUCAGAACACCACCACGGAAGCCUCAGGCGAGCGGAGCCAGCCGACGCGGCCUAUCGGGAGAAGAGAAAUGCGGCGCGCAAGAAGUUGCUAGCCACCUUCAGCGCUAAAGUUGUGGACGCGGCCAUGAGCAUGUACCCGAAACUGGUGGACCCCGUCAAGUUGGCGGAGAAUAUUUGGCUAGCGAGUCACAAUAAGAUUUAA